AUGGAUAUUGUUCAGUCUUCCCGCGCCUACUUUGCGAUGCCGUCGCCCACGCCCGAGGAGAAGAUCACUCUUCAAGCCUCCAACACCGUCUACACCUACCACUGCCUCUGCAGCCACCUUCUCCUCGCCACAACCACACCUCUGCCCGCGCUUCCCACACGGCAGAACUCCCAGGACAAGGCUCACAUCAUGCCGCUUCCCCCCGCAGGCAAGACCGACUCCAACUCCCACUACGGCCUGCUGCUCUCCACGCGCCAGGAGCGCACCGCCGAGAUGAUGACCAGCGACGACGGCUUUGAGAAGCGCUACCUCCAGCGCUGCGGCCGCUGCAACCUCGCCGUGGGGUACCAGCUGGACUGGGCGCAGUUCGGCGGCGACCGCACGGGGCGCCGCGACGACGUCGUCUUCCUGAUCCCGGGCGGCUUCAUGACCACCUCUGAGAUGAUCAACUACAAGAAGGGCGCGAGCGCCGCCGGC
Messenger RNA from Boeremia exigua, 477 nucleotides. RefSeq lists its product as uncharacterized. The annotation marks the transcript as partial. The record is from RefSeq and is a predicted model, not a curated record. The transcript has a single exon. NCBI's taxonomy places the organism in Eukaryota, Fungi, Ascomycota, Dothideomycetes, Pleosporales, Didymellaceae.